UGCCCAAGGAAAGAGUGCGGUGACUUCUCAAAAUCCCAGAAAGUGUCCUCAGAGGAACGGGAAGGUCCUCAGGUUCAGGAUGGGCAGCAGCAUGGGGUUGAAAGCCUAACUCUCCUCAAAGCCUCGCCCCUGAACUCCUUUCCCUGGGGCUGGGAGCUCCUUCCAGCCUCCUCCUCAAGGGUAGGGAUGGAGCAGCCCGGGAGAGUCCCUGGGGACGUUGCUAAGUUGGGAACAAAGGCCCACAGAGGGGUCGAGGAGAACGAGGCUCCCAGGGGGGGAUAGAGGGGGCUGCUGCCCUUCCUACCGGCUCCUCCCUCCUCCCUGAGUCCUCCGCCUCCUCCAACGUCUUCGAGAGGCCGGGUGGGCGGCCGCACCAACUUCACCGAGCGUCCCCAAGUUGCCGGCUGCGCGUGUGGAGUGAGGCGGGGAGUCUGGCGGAGAGGCACGGGCUUCCCAAAGCUUUGGCUGCGGCUCAGGAGGCCGCCUCCGGCCGCUAGUGGGACCGAGUCCUGGGUAGGACCGAUCGUUUGCCUGCAGUUAGGACACCGCCCGCCUGGCGCCGCUUCCCGCCCAGCGAGGGGACCAGCCCGGCCGCGCCUCCCUCCCCACACUCGCCCCGGACGCAGAGUGGGCGCCGAGGGGAGCGCGGCCCCCAGCAUCUUCAGAGCCGAGGGCGCUGUUGGGGGCGGAUGCUGCCCGGGCUGGACGCCGGCCUCCGGGAGAGUCGGAUCCGCCCGCCGGGAGGAGGAGGCUCGGCCGGGGACAAGGGUGUCCCCCACCUGAAGAGGGCAGGUUGGGUCCCAAGCUGUGCUCCUGAGCUGAGUGCCUGCAGCCAGCCUGAGGAACACCAUGGCACCCCCUCUCCCCACGGAGAAAGGACUCACUCUGCCUCAGGAUUUCCGGGACCUUGUACACAGCCUGAAGAUUCGAGGCAGAUACGUCCUGUUCCUGGCAUUUGUGGUCAUAGUUUUUAUCUUCAUCGAAAAGGAAAAUAAAAUCAUAUCCAGGGUCUCUGACAAGCUGAAGCAGAUCCCUCAAUUUGUGGCAGAUGCCAAUAGCACUGACCCAGCCCUGCUCCUAUCGGAAAACGCAUCUCUCUUGUCCCUGAGCGAGUUGGAUUCCACCUUCUCCCAUCUGCGGAGCCGUCUGCACAACCUGAGUCUGGAGCUGGGUGUGGAGCCAGCGAUGGAGGCCCAGGGCCAGGAGGCUGCAGCAGCGAAGUCAUCCCAGCAGGAUGGAGCAGGGACCCGGCGGCACGUGCUCCUCAUGGCCACCACCCGCACGGGCUCCUCAUUCGUGGGCGAGUUCUUCAACCAGCAGGGCAAUAUCUUCUACCUCUUCGAGCCACUGUGGCACAUCGAGCGCACCGUGUUCUUCCAGCAGGGAGGUGCCAGCGCGGCGGGCUCGGCCUUGGUCUACCGCGAUGUCCUCAAGCAGCUGUUGCUAUGCGACCUGUAUGUGUUGGAGCCCUUCAUCAGCCCACCGCCCGAGGACCACUUGACUCAUUUCCUGUUCCGCCGGGGAUCCAGCCGCUCGCUCUGCGAGGAUCCGGUGUGCACACCCUUCGUCAAGAAGGUCUUCGAGAAGUACCACUGCCGAAACCGUCGCUGCGGGCCACUCAAUGUGACCUUGGCGGCCGAGGCGUGCCUCCGCAAGGACCACGUGGCCCUCAAAGCCGUGCGCAUCCGUCAGCUGGAGUUCCUGCAGCCGCUGGCUGAGGACCCAAGGCUGGACCUGCGAGUCAUCCAGCUGGUGCGCGACCCCCGGGCCGUGCUGGCUUCACGCAUAGUGGCCUUCGCGGGCAAGUACAAGAGUUGGAAGAAGUGGCUGUCCGAGGGGCAGGAUCAGCUGAGCGAGGAGGAGGUGCAGCGGUUGCGGGGCAACUGUGAGAACAUCCGCCUGUCUGCAGAGGUGGGCUUGCGGCAGCCAGCCUGGCUGCGCGGUCGCUACAUGCUGGUGCGCUACGAGGAUGUGGCACGCUGGCCACUGCAGAAGGCCCGGGAGAUGUACGGCUUCGCGGGCAUCCCCUUGACCCCGCAGGUAGAGGACUGGAUCCAGAAGAACACGCAGGUGGCCCGCGACAGCAGCGACGUCUACUCCACGCAGAAGAACUCCUCGGAGCAGUUUGAGAAGUGGCGUUUCAGCAUGCCCUUCAAGCUGGCACAGGUGGUGCAGGCCGCCUGCGGCCCAGCCAUGCAUCUCUUUGGCUACAAAUUGGCCAGAGAUGCCGCCUCCCUCACCAACCGCUCCAUCAGCCUCCUGGAGGAGCGGGGCACCUUCUGGGUCACAUAGUGGAGGAUGUCCGGGGACCUUUAGAACCCCUUCUCGUGAAAGGCUGGCCCUGCUUCCCUCACACCCAGCCUGGCAGGCAGUGAGACACAGCCCUGGCAGAGAGUCAAAAUGGGGAGAGGUGAUGGGAACAUAGCCCCUGGCUGUAGUACUAGGCCCCUUGCCAACUAGAUUUCCCAGUGCAGCUACAGCUUGGGACUCCUUAGUGGUACUGGUCAUAAGGUGAGGACAGUGUCCCGAGCAGGCCCAGGUAGGUACCUGUGUGAGGACACACCUCCCUGACUCUUUCUGACACUGUCACAGAAACACACGCCAAGCACAUAAAGGCCUGUAUGCUGUGUGGGCCAGAGUCCAAGUAUUUAACAACCAGAAGGGCCUAAGGCCCUCUCCAGCCGCUCAGACCUCCUACUGUCUUAAGUGUUAACCUCUUCCUCUCAGAGUCAGAGAGGCCUGCAAUCUGGCUGGGUCCUUGGAAGGGAGAGGACGGCCCAGGGUGAGGAAGGGGGCAUUGGAAGCGCCUCAGGGAACAGGGGCUGUUUGCCAGCUGACCUGAAAAUGGUUCGAUUAGCUGUUCUAGUCACUCAUGAGUGACUAGCAGUCUGUGUAGAGCAAGACACACAAAGUGCGAGUAAAACAGACAAGCCUGGGGGUGUGGCUCAGUGGAAAAACCCCUGCCUCUCAUGCUCUGGGGCCUGGGUGUGAUUCUGAGCACUAUAAAUACAAGGGAAAAUAAGACAUACAUAUAUGUGCAGCAGAGAGAGAGACAGAGAAGCAAAAUAAACACAUUUGCUCCCCUUAUAAACACACAUUCCUCUCUCUCUCUCUCUCUCUCUCUCUCUCUCUCUCUCUCUCACACACACACACAAACACACACACACACACACACACACACACACACACACACGCACUGGUACAGGAGAGCUUCCUUUUUCCACUCUUUAUGCUUCCGUGGGUUUGGGUUUGUUUUGUUGUUGUUGUUGCUGCUCUUGUUUUGUUUUGUUUUUCUGUAUCACAUAUCUAAACAAGGAGCCUCGAAUUACAUUUCUUAGGGUUAUGUGAAGAGGGGGUAUAUUCAAGGACAAUGACGCUUUUCCCUGACCAAAACUGGGAAGGAAUGAUGGGUCUCUGGACUCUGAACUCCCACUGAGCGUCUUAGGUUGCCAUGGCUACCUCCUCCAACCCAUCCGAAUGCUUCUGCUGGCAGGCAGAAUAUUUAGAAAUGGCAUGGGUAGCCUUCAUAUGACAACAGCCCAAAGGCCCCAUCCUGCCCACUCCUGGGGAGCAUUUGAAGGCUUUCUGAGGCCUAACCAGCAGGGUCAGCUUCAGUUCCUGAAAGAGAAAGAUGGUUCAAGGAGGGCCUCCUCUCUCUAGCCAGGCCUCCUCAGGGGCUAGCCAAGAACUUCAGAGUACUCUGCAGGGGGAAGUCACUUUAGGACAUAGCCUGCCAUUUCCCUCCUAGUUGACAGAGGUCAGUCCUCAGGUGGCCAUGGUUACAGCUAGUGACUGAAAAAGAAGUCUGCUUUCAGGCUUUGGGAAGAGGUAUGCUGAACUCAGGAUGGGCAGGUAUCUUAUUCGGGAUUUUAAGGUUAUUUAUAACUUGGUGCUAUUUGGGACUUUGUUUCUGUAAAACUACUCAGAAGCAGCAGGGUUUGAGGACCAGGGUAGGCUGAGAUCCAGUAGGGAGCAUUCGGCUCCUGGUUAAAGGACAGACCAGAAAGGACUUCUAGUACGAUCGGAGUCAUGCUAGGGCCCCACAUGUUCUUCUGUGUAAACUUCACGAGGAAUGAUUCUCAGAAGCUACCUUAGGCCCUGGGUCUGUAGCUCAGUUUGAAUGGAGUUCGUCUACCGUAUAUGAAGGCCUGGGUUCUGUGCCCUGCGUCACGUCAUAUAGCAUACCUCUAUCCCAGCAUUCAGGAAAUUGAAGGUUAGAGGUCAAAAGUUCAAGGUGCAGCUAUGUGUCUAUUUAGAGGUCAGAGUCUGUAAGGAAAAUACUUAAAGCUUCCUCUGUCCAGAGCAGGCAGUAUUCCUUCUCAAGAACAGGCUGUUUGAAAAUCCCUUCUUGUAAGCCCCAACAAUGGGGAGUCUGGGGGAACUCUUGACUGAGCAGCUAGGAUUCCCCCAAGCAGAAGCUCUUCUCUCCCUGUGCAAGCUGAGGUGUAGAGCCCCGGGAAGCCUUGGAACCGCCGCAGUGGGGGUUAACACGCUGACUCUCUGGACACUUGCUGCAUCUGGCACUGUGAGAGCCCAGGAUGGAGCUGGUGUGAGUACCAAGACGCAGGACGCAUAGCAUGGAAGCGGGCCUAGCACCGGUGCAGAGGAUGGUCCGGGAUGCUCCCUGGGGUUGGGGUUUGUUAUCCACCUACUCAGCCGGGUCGCAAGCACAGGUGAUCGUCCAUCACUCAAGCCAGCCUCUGCUCUUGAUUUUAACAAUCCAAGAACAAGUGGGUAAGGGACAAAGAGACAUCAGCUCUUCGUACUCGGUGGGGACGGGACAGCAUGUCGUGGGCAGGCUCGGGAGUACGUUAUCUUCUCUUCAAGUUCUUCAUCCAUUCGCUCCUCUGCGUGGCAUGUGGGGUGGGAGGGGCUGAGCUGGAAGUUUCCUUCCUUCUUCUCUGUGGGGGAUGGGGUGCAAGGCAAAGAGCCACCUCUCAGCUCUUUGAGGACAGACCCCCCACAAUGGACCUUUGGAACAUCUCAGGACAUUGACAAUGUUGCGUGCAAUGCAAGUUGACUUUAUUUAUUUUGUAGGAAAAAGAGAGACGGUAUUCUUUGCAGGGACCUAAAACUGUACCCUAAUCAAGAAGUACAAUUAAUAAUAGUAUUAAUAAUAAUAGGGAUGAUUCACAAGCCACACACAAUACACACACACACCAGGACACCCAAGACCAUGGAGGAGAUGAGACAGAGCCAGGUCAUAGAAGCCCAGGAUGCCAAAGAGGUUCUGUGGGUCAAUAAUUGAUCAGGAAAUACAAUACGCGGGCCCUUUGUACAGCACCACUCAGGUGUCUGCAACAACAGAGCAGCUCAGGUGGGUGGAUGGGCAGGCAAAUGGAGCCAUGAAACACAUCCCCUGAGGCUCACCAAGCCAGCCAGCCAGCGCCAAUUCUGAAGGUUCGGAAAGGGACAGUGUGGGGCAGACUACUGGGCGUCUUCUCUGGUGAUAUGCUAGACUUGUGCUUUGGGCUCUUAGGACAGAGAAAGUGGCCAUGCUGGUGGCAUGGGACAACUGCUCAUCCAACUCCAAAGGUCAAAGGGCACCAGGUGGCCUAUGACAGUAACACUCUUUCCUACCAUUAGGGGUGUCUGCCCCAUGGUGGAAGAUGCCCCCACUGAAAGCCAUGGGGUUUCUGGUCCUAAGGGGGUAGGAAGGACUUAGGAGUCCCAGAUGGCUUGAUCCCAGCCCCCCAAAUCCCUCAGCUGUCUUCCACAUUAGAGCCAUUUCAGUUGACCAUGGACUUGUCCCUUUUGAGAAGUCCUGGGCUUUGAAAGACAGGAGCACCUCCAAGGCAGUCUCAUGUUAAUCCCACAACAGAGGCAGAGGGAUCAUACUAAAGGAGAGAGAGAGAGAGAGAGAGAGAGAGAGAGAGAGAGAGAGAGAGAGAGAGAGAGAGAGAGAGAGAAGUGGGGGCUAGACUCCCAAGAAGCCAAGUGGGUCCAGCCAAGCUGUACUCAUGGCAAGGAGGGAACGUCACUAAAAUCGGGGCCUGGAGCUGGUGUGUUGUUGGUGAGAUCCUGUGGUAUGACUAGGUGUGAAUGAGUUUCCUGAGCAUGCUCACACCCGCUCCCAGCUUUAGACUUAGAAAUAGUGCCACCUUGAUGCCUUACCUCAAAAGAAUGAGGCAAAACUUGCAGCUUCCAGUGUCUGAGGACCUUUAGGAUCCUUUGAGCUGUGUCCUUGUCACUACAUGGGGACAUGUGUUCCUGAGAUAGAGAUAUGGUGCCCCCUUACCGCCUUGCUUAUGCUGUGGACCAGCUUCUUACUGGGCAUCUAGAAUGGCUCUACCAUUUGCUUCCACUAUAUUUGCUUGAACUUUGGCUCCUGCCAUGUCUCCAUCUCUCCUGGAUAGUCUAGUCCCAGGGUCUAACCACCACUCUCCACUUCCUGGUGGGUCCUACAAGCGCUAUCUUUGUGUCAGUACCUGGACCGUGUCCUGCCUCAUGGCUAAAUGGUACAGGACAUCUUCCCAGUCUGAGUGGUCAUGGCACAUGGAUGUGUGCUCAUGAGUACAUGCAUGGUGUGUGUGGGUGGAUGGGCGCAUCCUGUUCUGCCUCUGGUGCGGCCACACAGUCACAACUUCUUUCUGUCAAUGACCUUCUUGUUCUCCUUGUGGCUGCAGAUUAUCUUGCAACGCCCGGUUUUGCUGUUUUCAUCUGAGAACUGACAACAGGGUAUUCAGAGUACAGUUCAUGACCUAGGAUGUGAAACCCUUCUCCUCAUAGCUUACCAAACUUAUUUAAUUAAAAGUGAACAUACAGGGGUUGGAGAGAUGGUUCAGUGGUUAAGAGCACUGGCUGCUCUUGCAAAGGACCUGAGUUCGAAUCCCAGGAACCACAUGGUGGCUUAUUACCAUCUGUAAUGAGUUCUGGUGCCCUCUUCUGGCAUGCAGGUGUACAUGCAGAUAGCGCACUCAUGCAUAAAAUAAAUAAAUCUUUAAAAAACAAAAUAAAAAUAAAUGAACA
Molecule: messenger RNA, 6969 nt
Organism: Apodemus sylvaticus (European woodmouse)
Lineage: Eukaryota; Metazoa; Chordata; Mammalia; Rodentia; Muridae
Gene: Chst3
Product: carbohydrate sulfotransferase 3
Exons: 3
Coding region: 850-2292 (480 amino acids)
Biological process (GO): carbohydrate metabolic process; N-acetylglucosamine metabolic process
Cellular component (GO): Golgi membrane
Molecular function (GO): chondroitin 6-sulfotransferase activity; N-acetylglucosamine 6-O-sulfotransferase activity
Source: RefSeq, a predicted model, not a curated record